Camelina sativa (false flax) is the source of this 1258-nucleotide messenger RNA. The record is from RefSeq and is a predicted model, not a curated record. NCBI's taxonomy places the organism in Eukaryota, Viridiplantae, Streptophyta, Magnoliopsida, Brassicales, Brassicaceae.
UUAAUGGUUUUAACGUUUUACAUGUAUUUUUUAAACUCAGUUAAAAAAUUUCGCGAUGGAAACACUAAAACGAAGCUCAAAGGUAUGGUUACGAGAGCUUCGUUCAAACCUAAACAUUUUCUGGGGAACAAUCGAAUCAGAGAUAUCCAAAAACGGCGCCGCUUCAUAUGUCUUUCCACUUCAACGUUGCAUCUUCGGUUUCCUCUGCGCCUCCCUCGCCGGCGUCGACGUUUCCGUUUCGCCGGACAUAGCUGAGAGCGGUUGGAAAACACUCAACACUUGGCUUGCGUUGCAAGUCAUCCCCACUACUAAACUCGGCGUUCUUCCUCAGCCGCUCGAGGAGAUUCUUCUCCAUACUUGGGCUUACCCUUCUCAAAUAGUCGCCGGAAACUACAAGAAACUCUAUGAUUUCAUCGACGAGAACGCCGGAGAUUGUAUCCGGUGCGGUCAAGAAGACUUCGGGUUGACCCGAGAGGAGGCUAUUCAUAAUCUUUUAUUCGUGAUGGGGUUUAACGCUUACGGGGGCUUUUCUGUCUUUUUACCUUCUUUGAUCGGGAGGAUCACCGGCGACUCCGGUUUACAGGAGAGGAUUAGAUCCGAAGUCAGGAGAGUUUGCGGAUCCGGGUCGGAUCUUGAUUACAAGACGGUUAACGAAAUGGAGCUGGUUAAAUCCGUGGUCUACGAGACGCUGCGUUUUAGUCCUCCGGUUCCGUUGCAGUUCGCACGUGCGAGGAAAGAUUUUCAGAUAAGCUCACACGAUUCGGUUUUUGAGGUUAAGAAAGGUGAGCUUCUCUGUGGCUAUCAGCCAAUGGUGAUGAGAGACGGUAAUGUUUUUGACGAACCGGAUGAAUUUAAACCGGACCGGUAUAUUGGUCAGACCGGGUCUGAGUUGCUUGAUUAUCUUUACUGGUCUAACGGUCCACAAACCGGUACGCCUAGCGCCGCGAAUAAACAGUGUGCAGCUAAGGACAUGGUCACUCUCACGGCCAGCUUGAUCGUUGCCGAUUUAUUUCUCCGGUACGAUUCGAUUACCGGUGAUUCCGGUUCAAUUAAAUCUGUUGUGAAAGCUACGUAAGUGGAGAUUCAUUUGUGGCUGUUAUGUCAAUUAAUCUUCAAAUGUUUUAUUUUUUUGGAGUGUAGACAUCAAAAUAAUCCUUGGAGUGUAGACAUCAAAAUAAUCCGAACAUAUUUUAUUUUUACAAAUUUAUUUAUUGAUGUAUCAUUCCAUUUUUAUAAAUGUUUUGUGAUUUUGUAGACU